Molecule: messenger RNA, 1394 nt
Organism: Lontra canadensis (Northern American river otter)
Lineage: Eukaryota; Metazoa; Chordata; Mammalia; Carnivora; Mustelidae
Gene: FADS2
Product: fatty acid desaturase 2
Exons: 13
Coding region: 1-1335 (444 amino acids)
Biological process (GO): lipid metabolic process
Cellular component (GO): membrane
Molecular function (GO): oxidoreductase activity, acting on paired donors, with oxidation of a pair of donors resulting in the reduction of molecular oxygen to two molecules of water
Source: RefSeq, a predicted model, not a curated record
AUGGGGAAAGGGGGGAACCAGGGCGAGGGGGCCACAGAGCGCGAGGCGCCCAUGCCCACCUUCAGCUGGGAGGAGAUUCAGAAGCAUAACCUGCGCACGGACAAGUGGCUCGUCAUCGACCGCAAGGUCUACAACAUCACCAAAUGGUCCAGCCGGCACCCAGGGGGCCAGCGGGUCAUCGGGCACUACGCGGGGGAAGAUGCUACGGACGCCUUCCUUGCCUUCCACCGUGACCUUGACUUUGUGCGCAAGUUCAUGAAGCCUCUGCUGAUUGGAGAGCUGGCCCCGGAGGAGCCCAGCCAGGACCAUGGCAAGAACUCCCAGAUCACCGAGGACUUCCGGGCCCUGAGGAAGGCGGCCGAGGACAUGAACCUGUUCAAGAGCAAUCACCUGUUCUUCCUCGUCCUGCUGGCCCACAUCAUCGUCAUGGAGAGCAUUGCCUGGUUCAUCAUCUUUUACUUUGGCAAUGGCUGGAUUCCAACCGUCAUCACGGCCUUUGUCCUCGCUACCUCUCAGGCCCAAGCUGGAUGGCUGCAACACGAUUACGGCCACCUGUCUGUUUACAAGAAGUCCUCCUGGAACCACGUCGUCCACAAGUUCAUCAUCGGCCACUUAAAGGGUGCCUCCGCCAACUGGUGGAACCAUCGUCACUUCCAGCACCACGCCAAGCCCAACAUCUUCCACAAGGACCCCGAUGUGAAUAUGCUGCACGUGUUCGUCCUGGGCGAGUCGCAGCCCAUUGAGUACGGCAAGAAGAAACUCAAAUACCUGCCUUACAAUCACCAGCACGAGUACUUCUUCCUGAUCGGGCCGCCGCUGCUCAUCCCCGUGUACUUCCAGUACCAGAUCAUCAUGACCAUGAUCUCACGCCACGACUGGGUGGACUUGGCCUGGGCCAUGAGCUACUACGCUCGGUUCUUUAUCACCUACAUCCCUUUCUACGGCAUCCUGGGGGCUGUCAUUUUCCUCAACUUCAUCAGGUUCCUGGAAAGCCACUGGUUUGUGUGGGUCACACAGAUGAACCACAUCGUCAUGGAGAUUGACCACGAGCCCUACCGUGACUGGUUCAGCAACCAGCUGGCAGCCACCUGCAACGUGGAGCAGUCCUUUUUCAAUGACUGGUUCAGCGGGCACCUCAACUUCCAGAUCGAGCACCACCUCUUCCCCACCAUGCCCCGGCACAACUUCCACAAGGUCGCACCGCUGGUGAAGUCUCUGUGCGCCAAGCAUGGCAUCAAGUACCAGGAGAAGCCGCUGCUGAGGGCCCUGCAGGACAUCAUCAGGUCCCUGAAGAAGUCCGGGGAGCUGUGGCUGGACGCCUACCUCCACAAAUGAAGCAGCAGCGCUGGGGCUGCCCACGGGGAAGGGGGAGCAGGUUGCCAUGGCAACAUGGG